GUCAGCCUUCAGGAUAACCAGGCCUUAAUAAUUUUUUCCCCGAGUGAAAUCACUACAGCCGAAGUUGUUGAAGCGGUGUCAAAUAUUGGAUUUGAUGCUGACCUGCUCACAACGCACCUUGAUUCGGGUCCUGGCAGAGCUGCAACCAAAUCCUAUUCUCCAUUCCUCGAUAACAGCAACAACGUUGUUUUUUAUCAGUAUUUGAAUCUUAGUUCUUCUGACAUCUCAUCAGCAAUCGAAUUUUUGUAUACCGUUCCGGGAGUUUUGCUUGUGUCCAACCUGGAGAAUGUAAAUCAACUUAAGGUUUGGAGUCUGGCAAAUGGCAUAUCAAAUGCAGGUGGUAAAUUCACUCCCACACAGUCACCUUGCUCUCUAUCCUCCUUCAUCGUAGACAUUCUUUCCGAGUUGACUCAACAUGGCUUCGCGGUUAGCGCAGUUAGGGGCAGUUCGAUGGAGUCGACGCUUGCUGAGUUCGACCCUCUGGAUAUUCCACUGCACGUGCCAACAGACACCGCGUCUCUGAUUGUCGAUUGUGUUCCCUCACAGGACAUCGAGGUCCUGCGACAACUCCCUGGCCUGCCAUCGCUAACCAGUCUGGUCGUCUGCCAGACUCCGGUGGCCUGGCGUCACCUCGUCCGACUUCCAAAGGAUGCCAACGCACACUCACUUGCCGAGACAUUGACUAACGCUGGUUUUCCAUCCGCCACGAUAGUCCCUGAUGGGUCCAGUUUCGAAGUAAGGCUCCUGUUCAAGUCAAUUUUCAUCAAAGCAUGUUCAUCUAUGCUUUUUGGACCCUUGUCGAAGUAUCGCGAUGACCUGCUGACCGUUCAGAUUGCAAUUUCGUUAAACGGGGUCAGUUUGAAGCAGAGUGAGAAGGAGGUCUUGGAUGCUCUCAGUACGGUGCUUCCAGCCGAUGCCUUUGAUGCGUUUAUACGGCAAGAUGAAAUUCGUCUGGUUCCGCAUGUUCAAGCGUCGCUAGCCACAGACUUGUUGGCGAGCCUCCGUUUGGACGCCCUGCGCGACACCAUCGUGGAACUUGGCUCCACCUCUCACCCAACGGACCAAUGUACCCUCGUCUCUGGUGAGCACUACUCCUUAUAUGUCGAGGAUGAAUCGGACUCAGAAAUUUUGCACAUUGAAGAAGAACUCGUAAUGUUUGGGGUCACCGGAAACAGGAGCGCCUCACCACACUGUGCGUCGCCAUCACGACAACCCGACGCCGAUAUGGUCACGAUCGACUUGGACGACGCCGAUGUACCACCGACUAACCACACCAAGCGCUGCUACCUCCGUGUUACCGGGAUGACUUGUAGCAGUUGUGUCCACACCAUUGAAAGCGCGCUUCUAAAGAUGCCAGGAGUCAGCUUCGCCUUGGUUGGUUUGCUUUCAAUGAAGGCUGAGGUCACCUACGACCCCACUCUGAUUGAACCCUCCGCCCUAGCAGAACGAAUCGAUGACCUUGGUUUUUCUGCUGAGGUCAUCAAGGUAGUUGGCGCUGCUCCCUCCUCCAACGAACCCGAGUCUCAGACACUCGAUCUCACGAUUACAGGAAUGACGUGCAGCUCCUGUGUGCAUUCGAUUGAGUCAGCCCUCAUGAAGAUGCCCGGCAUCACAUCUGCCUCGGUCGCGCUCGCAACGAAACGCGGCAAGAUCGUCUACGACCCCAACACCAUCGGAUUGAGGUCCAUUGUUGAAGCCGUCGAGGCAAGCAACUCUAUGUUAUUCAUAACUUUAACGCUACUCAAAUCAUCAGAGGUUUCUUUUAAACCAAACUUGGCUCUAUCGCCACGUUUUGGAGACCGCUACCUCGGAUCCGAAGCCGCGGCUCAGGACCUGCAAAUCGCCAAGGAUAUGGGAUACAAGGCAUCUGUCUACAAGCCAGACACUCAGCUCGCCGGACAAGUCGACGAAGCCAAACAGUGGCGUUGCUCUUUCCUCCUCAACCUCAUCUUUGGCCUGCCGACGAUGUUCACAAUGAUGGUCUUCAUGUUGUUUUCGCCGCACGAUGGAACCCCCAGCGGUGGUUACUGCCCACCCUCUCCGAACGACACCGAGCACGUCCGCGGCCACGGCUCGCACCUCAUGGUAUUGCCGGGUCUCUCGUGGGAGAAUCUCAUCCUGUGGAUACUCGCAACACCAGUCCAGACAAUAAGCGGCCGUCACUUCUACGUACAGGCGUACAAGUCGUUGAAGCACGGAAUGGCCAAUAUGGACGUUCUCCUGGUGAUGGCCUCCACGGUGGCCUACGUGUACUCGGUCGUUGUGGUCGUGACGGCCAUGAUUCAACGCUGGCCUACCAGUCCACGCACCAAAAAGACUUCUGACGCUGUGUCGAAGUUGGUUUCUCUGCAAGCCAAAGUGGCCACUUUGAUGGAGCCAUCGGCAGGAUUCGCGGACGAAAUGGUCGCCGAAAACCUUCAAAGCUACCACGAGCGAAACGUCCCCGUCGAACUGGUGCAACGCGGUGACAUUGUCAAGAUUUUGCCUGGCGAAAAGGUGCCCGUUGAUUCUCGAGUUGUGCUCGGCGACUCCUCGUGUGACGAGUCGAUGCUCACCGGAGAGUCGAUGCCCGUUCCAAAGAGCGCUGGCAGCGUUGUUUUUGGCGGGACAAUUAAUCUGUCCAGUCUGCUCUACGUGCAAGCAACCCACCUCGGCAGCGAAUCAGCUCUUGCCAAGAUCAUCUCGCUCGUCGAAGACGCUCAAUCAUCCAAGGCCCCGAUUCAACAACUGGCGGACAAAAUUUCCAGCUUUUUCGUACCCUGCAUCAUCGUAUUGUCGCUCGCAUCCCUAGUCUUUUGGAUUACUCUCGGUUUCCUACGACCUUCAUCCAUUCAUGGAUACACCCCACUGUGUUCUCUGACAGGUGCGGUGUUGGAUCACGCCUUCCGUGUGGCCGUCAACGUGCUGACCAUCGCCUGUCCCUGCUCCCUCGGACUGGCCACGCCAACUGCCGUCAUGGUGGGGACCGGAGUUGGUGCUCUCCACGGCAUCCUCAUCAAGGGCGGCCAACCGCUGGAGAACCUGCGCAAAGUGACAACAGUCCUCUUCGACAAAACCGGAACAAUCACACUAGGUCGACCAGAGAUCUCGAGAAUCAUCAUGUUCAUCCCGUCCACUGGCUCUGACACCAGUGGGACGAACCAGACAGCAGACCUCAGUCCCUCCAUUUCGCCCAGUCGUCUGCUCUACGUCGUGGGUAGCGCAGAGUCCACUGCCCAGCACCCCAUCGCCACGGCCAUUGUCCGAAUGCUUCGCAGUAUUCAAUCAGCUCCAGGCAGCCAACUCAACACCAACUCCUGGAAGUCGGAAUUCGCCACGGUAUCCAACUCACAGACCCUAGCAGGCUAUGGAAUGUCGUGCGAUGUUACCGUGACACCUGGAGACUGUCCAGCUGGACCGGAACUUCCACAGCCUGCACCACCGUCACCGAGGCAACAGCCUGGGGAGUGCAUCGAUUACGACGCUGCCCUACGCAAGGGCGUAGUCAUGCCAUCCAUGGAUCUCAAUCGUCUCGUGCGCGAAGACGAAGAAGAGGAGGGACGCACGGUGGUCCACGUCGCCAUCAAUGGACGUCUUGUCGCGCUGCUCUGCGUCUCCGAUCCGAUCAAGCCCGAGGCGACUCUGGCCGUGGCAGCGCUGAAGGAGCGAGGCAUUCAUGUGGCCCUUCUGACCGGCGACAACGCUCGGUCGGCCAAGUCCAUCGCACGAAAGGUUGGCAUUCGCGACGUCUACAGUGAGGUGGUGCCGGCGCACAAGGCAGCCCAAGUUAGACGAAUUCAACUCCGCCACGUGAAGGGCAACAGGCCACGCUCCUCGGCUCUGGCUACUCGACCAGCUCAACGCCGCGGCUACGGACCUUCCAAGUCCAAACUGUCGGCGACCGUCAAUGGCAAGUUGAAAGGCGACCACAACGGUGAUUUGGAGGUGGAAGAGGAACGCGUGUCCUUCCUUCAAGCCGAGAAGCCGGUUGAUUUUUCGGAUUCCGAAACAGAGGAGGAGGAGGUGGAGGAGAACGACGACGACCACUCAGUAGCCCUCGGCAGUGGUGGCGGCGCAGCGACAACCCUAGGUCGCAAGCGAUUCUUUAACGACCGAAAGGGAAAGUACGCCGCCAUAGGGCGACGCCAUGGCCACCGAUGGACCAGUCGUCGACGCUCUCUUUGGCAGGGUAGCAAUUUUUACACCUAUUUGGCUCCUUAUCUUGAAGUCUCUGAUGCCAAAAGUACAACGGGAUGGUCGUCGUCGACUCAACAGGACCGCGAGUACGUGGCGAUGGUUGGCGACGGGAUCAACGAUAGUCCGGCGCUGGCGCAGGCCGACGUUGGAAUCGCGAUUGGUUGCGGCGCCGACAUAGCCGUGGAGACGGCUGACGUUGUCCUGGUGCGCGAUAACCUCGUUGACGUGCUGGCUGCCAUCUCGCUUUCCAGUGUUACUGUGCGGCGGAUCCGUCUGAAUUUCUUCGCCGCCCUCAUCUACAAUGUCGUUGCUAUUCCCAUAGCGAUGGGUCUUUUAGCGCCUUUGGGAAUCGAACUCGCCCCAUGGAUGGCAUCUGCAGCCAUGGCGGCCUCGUCUGUGUCUGUUGUUUGUCUUUCGCUUCUGCUUAAGCGUUGGAAGAAGCCAACUGAAUCGUCACUCGUUUCGCCCCGUUACCUGAGAUUGCUAAAUCAUAGUGGCCUCUCUACAGAUCAGGUAUUACCGUCUACUUUUGCUUCUUAA
Messenger RNA from Mesocestoides corti, 4716 nucleotides. The record is from the annotation of a GenBank genome assembly. Lineage: Eukaryota; Metazoa; Platyhelminthes; Cestoda; Cyclophyllidea; Mesocestoididae.